Molecule: messenger RNA, 10122 nt
Organism: Paramecium sonneborni
Lineage: Eukaryota; Ciliophora; Oligohymenophorea; Peniculida; Parameciidae
Source: the annotation of a GenBank genome assembly
AUGAUAACAUAAGGAAUCAAGUUAUAAGUUUGCACAUGCUUGCAACCUUUUGUCUAUUAUGAUUACUAAGAAUUAUGCUACUUUUCCCCUUUUGAAUUCAAAUAAUAUAAUGAAACAAGAUCUUUAAAUUCAUUAAGAGGAGGGGGAUUUUGUAGCUCAAAAAUCCAAGAUGGAACAAUUGUAGAUGUUAAAAUAUUAGAAAAGAUAAAAAUACCAUUAUAUUUUUUUCCUCAUCUAACUCAUCAUUCUUUAAAUAUUACAGAUUAUAAAUCAACUAGCCCAGACAUAAAUAAAUCGAUAAAUUCAAUCUAAUGGUUUCAUGAUCAUUAAUAGCAUUUUAACUCAAUUUGUUUUGAAGAUUAAACUCUCAGAUGUUCUUAUAAUUAGAUCGAAUCCAUAAUUGAAUCCCUCUUAAAAGUCAUUCCAUUUUAUGUCAAAGAAUCUGGGGCUAUUUUAUUAUCUUUAUUACAUAUAGUAAACGAUUUAUUCAGGAUAAUUUUCACAUAUUAGAUUAAAAAUACCGAUCAUUAAAUCCUUCUAGAAAAAAAGAAUAAUUAUUAAACUUACCUAAGAGAAAUAAAAUAAGAAAUAGAGCAAUAGAAUGAAAGCUUCUGGAAAACUGGUAUUGAAUUUGAAUUACAGAUGAUAAGCACCGUUAUAACUCACCUAAGAACAAAUUCAGAUAAAGGUAAAGAGAUUGCUUUUAAAGUCUUAACAGAAUUAAUUACUUCUUUUGGUGGCAUGAAAUUAAGCGAGGAGUUCUUAUCUGCUAUCAAAGAAGCAGGACUAUUUCUUUUAGAAACAUUUUAUGAUCACAUAGAAAACCCCUUAGAAAAAUAUUAAAUUUAUUAUUAUUUCGAAAACUUAAGAUGGAAAAUUAUAUAAUAUUUAGAGAAUUAAUAUCCAUUAAAGAAGAUCAUUACAUUGUUAUAAGAUAGCUAUAAUUAAUAUAUUUUAAAUUCUUCUGAUUGGAACAUUCAUUAUUGUUGGAUUAAUAUGAUUUCAGAUUUAGUUUCUUAUCGUCCUAUAAUCUCAAAAUCAAAUUUAUAAAAAAUAAAUCCAUAUCCCAAUAACUUAAUAUGUAAUUGGGAAGAACUUAUCGAAAAUAAGAUGAUUUAAAUAGUUCCAUAUAAUAAAUAGGAAGCUAAAUUACAAUUAUUUUCUUAUGAUAAUAAAAAUUUAACUCAAUUUUUAUAAUCAAAUUUGAAAGAGUUGAAAUAGUUUUAAGAAUUUUUAAUAUCUAACCCUUUAAUUCAAAAAAAUGUUUGUAAAGUAAUUUCUGAAAAGCCAGAAAUUAAAUUAUGGAAUUAUUAUCUAAACUUUGAAUUCAAGAAAAAUAAUCAGCCUUAAACUUAAAUAGAUUAGUUAAUCUCAUUUUUAUCUAGUUUGGAAAUUUCUAAAUAGAUUCAUUUUUUGAUUUAACUUUAUGAAAAGCAUGUAAAUUAAACAAUCAAAGUUUAUGAAGAAAAAGUAGGAGCAAUAGAAAACUUAAAUAAUAUUAAAGAUAACCAAUAAUUUUCAAAAAAGAUAGUUGUUGAAGAUAUCAAAGAUUUGUUACGCUAAUGUUUAUUAGAAUUUUCAUAAAUUAUAUAUAUAAUUUUUUUACUUGAAUAGGGAUUCAAAUUAGAGUACAAUAAAUUAAAAGAAUUUAGUAAAAUUUUAUCAGAGGAAUAUCAAACAAAAAAGGAAUAUUCAAAAUAUUUUGAAUCUAUAAAAUCAAUUGAUUAAUCAAUUAAGAGUAUUAACAUAUCUCAAAUAUGUGAAAAAAUCAUUAAAUGCCAUGUUGAUUUGAUGAAAGAUGUCAGCGAAAAUUUAGUCUAACUGCUUCUAUUCUCAAGCAAUCAAUAAUAUUCAAUUAGUUCAAUCUAAACUUAAGAUUGGAGUGAUAAUCUUCUUAGUUUAAAAGAAGAAUUCUAAAAAGCAGGAUAAGAAUUUUUAAAAGCUUUAAACUUAAACAAAUAACUAAUAAAAUCAAUUUAAUUGAAUAAUACUAAAGUUGAAUGUCACUUUAAUUGUAAAGAAUUGAUAAAGUUAUUAAAAGAUUUUCAUAAAACUAGUUUUAUUUAAUGUUAUUAAAAGUUUUUAGUUUCAAAGGAAGAUAUCAAAAAUAAAUUGGCUAAUAAUGAUUAUUAGAUUAUAUGUGGACAGUUAGAAUUUUAAAUACAUAUAUAGAAAGUAAUUAAAUAAUUACUAAGAUUGUAUUAAUUUUAAAUAAAUGUAUUUCAAAUAAAAUUCUCCUUAUUUACUAAUUAAGAGGAGAAAGAUAUGAUUGAAAAUAACGAAAAUAAUUAACUUUUAGUGAAUGCUCUCUAAAUUAUACAAAAUUAACAAUCAACAUUUUAGUAAGAAUAUUUUAAUUUAGUGAAUGAAAAUUAAGGAAAGCAUUUAUCAAAAAGUUGUAAGAAAUUAAUUCAAUAAGUAUUUUCAGAACAAACCAGACUAAUUUAAGAAUUUAAUUAAGAAGAAUUUAAUUUAUAUUUAUUCAAUUUGAACGAUAUUUAGGCGAGACUCUUGGAAAUAAAGAUUUAAAAAUAGGUAUCUAAGGAAACUUUAGAUGAUAUUAUAAAUGGCUACAAUAUUUUAAGCUCUGCCUUAACAUCAAAUAUUAACAUUUAAAAAGAGGAAAAUAAGUUAAAGAAGAACAAUUAAGGCUUGUUUACAUCCUCUUUUGAGACGAUAGACAAAUUACAAAGUUGUUUGAAAAAAUAAAUUUAAAUAUUAAAAAAUGUAAAAGAUUAUGUAUUUUUAAAAUUAAUGUCAAACAAAUUUAAAGGAGAAAAUUAAAUUACAAGCAUAACAAAAUUGGAUAAUUAUUUGGAAGAGAUGUUAAACUAGUAUGAAGAUGUAUCAGAUAAAGAAUCCUUUAAAGAAUUAAAUUAAACAGAUAAGAUGCAAUCAACAAAUAAUAAUUCUAAUUCACAAAAUUCAUAAUUGUGCUUAAUUUCUUUGAAUGAAAAAAAUAAUGAGUAAUUAUAUUAUAAAUCAAAAAUUCUGUUCCUUUUUGAAGAUUGUAGCUUUUUUAAAUUCGACUCUGACAAUGAAAUUUUAUCAAUAAAAAUAGACCAGAAUUUUAAAAUAAUUAUAAAAGAAUUAUAAGAAGGAACGAAAGAUGUACUUUUGAAUUCAAUUUUAAGUAAAUUUUAAAAUAAAUCAUAUAAAGUUAGAGAAUCAUUAUUUUUUAAUUUGAUAAAAAUGUAAUCAAAAUUAAAGGAAGAAAAUGUAAAAGCAUUUUGUUAAUAAUGUAUAAAGGAAAUGUGGAUUUCUGAAAAACAUGUUAAUGUUAGAUAACUCAUAAAAAAUAAAGAAUUUAUAGAAUAAUAAAAAAAAUUAUUUUCGACAAAUCUUUAAUCUUUUUCUAGUUAACUUGAGAGCGAAUUUAAGAUAAGAAUUCAAAGAAUAGAGACCUUAGAGCAAUAAAUUAGAUUAGAAGGAAAAUCUCAUUUUGGAGAAUAACUAAAUAAGUAAUUAAAACUAGAGUUAUAAAAUUUUUAAGAAUCUUUUGAAAAUAUUACUGAAAUGUCUAAUAAACUUGAUUUGAAUUUAAUUUUUUUAAAAGAAAUAGUUAAGGAUUUAAAAUAAAUUAAAAGCAGCAUUGAAAAACUUUAUGAUAAUCUUUAAGAAUUUGGUAAUGAUCUCAAAUAAUUAAGAGGAAAGAACUUUAGAGAAUUAUUAAAUAUUAGAAAAUAUAGAGUUUUAGAUUAAAUAAAGACAUAAUCUUUAGAUUAAGUAUAUAUUGAAUUGCAUACAAAAGAAUAUAACCCUCAAACAGGAGAUUAAAUUCCAACAAAAUAGGGAAAGGAAUUUUCUAUUUUAAUAUCAAACAAAGAAGAUGGAAAGGAUGCUGAAAUUAAUGAAUUUUUAUGGGUAGAUAAUAAUAAAGAUGUAUUGUUAUUAAGAGGUUAAGCAGGAUCAGGUAAAAGUAAAGCUGCUACUAAAAUUGAAGAAACUCUUUGGGAAAUGGAACAUAUUAAACCUAAUUGGAAACCAAUCUACAUAUCACUACCUGGAUUAAAAAAUCCAACACAUAAUCUUAUUAAAGAAGCUUUGGAAUCUGAAUAUUACCAAUUUGAUGGUAAUUAAAUAAAAGAAUUUAAGGAUGAAAUAUAUAAUGGUAAGAUUAAUUGUGUUUUUAUCCUUGAUAGCUAUGAUGAAAUGAAGCAAUAAUUUAUUCAAGAAAACAUUUACAAAACAAAUAGAUUUAAAUAAGAAUUUAAUAUUGAUAAUCCAGGUAAUAAAAUAAAAAUAAUCAUUACAACAAGAAAUGAAAUUUUAAAUUAAAAAGGAUAUCAAAACUAAUUCUUGGCAGAAAGUUUAGAUUUUCUUAAAGAAGUAGAAAUAUAACCUUUUAAUUAAAAUCAAACAAUUAAAUAUAUUUAAGAAUACUGUUUAUUGAGUGUUAAAAGGAAGAUUGUUAAUUGUUAUGAACAUGCAAAAUAAAUUCAAGGAUAACCAAAAGAUAGAGAAGAAAUAAUAGAAAUUUGUCGUAAAAUUGAGGAUAAUUUAUUUGGAAAUUAAUAAAAAUAAAAUGAAUAAAACUCUGAUACAAUGUUAGAUGUUUAUCUUAUUGACAAGAUAAUUGAAAUAUUGAAGACUUAAACUUGUUUCUCAUCUCUAAGCAAAGAAGUUUUUAUUUAUUUGAGAAAAGAAUUAAAUGAUUUGUGGAGUUAAAAUAAAUUUAUUAAAACUAUUGAAAAUUUGUAGAUAAAAGAAUUAUUGUAAACUCCUUUUAUGAUGUCAAUUAUUGUUUAAGUUUUACCUCCUAUGGUAAAUUAAUCUUUCAAUAAUGACCAACUUCUAAAAAAUUUUAAGUAGAAUUAUAUGAAACUUAAAUUAAAAAAACAAACAUCAAAACAAAUGAUAAACUUUAUAAAAACAUUAGAUAAAAUAUAAUUUAAUCCGCCAAUUUUUUUUGAAUAAAAAGAGGAUAAAUUAUUGGAACAAAAUUAAGAGAUGGAAACACAAUAUAAGUUAAUACUACAAAAAAUGGAAGAUAAAAAAUUUUUCUAAAAUUAUACAAUAGCUGAAAAAUUAGACUAUGAUAAAACUAACAUAAUUUUUAGUAGAGGAACUAUUGAUAUUGGUUAAGAAGAUACAGAUCUUGUUUAUUAAGCACUAAAAAUGCAAAGAAUGAAAGUAACAGAUUUUUAUGAAAGUUUUAUCAAUUUUUAUCAUUAAUAAUAACUUUAGAAAUGGAAGGAUAUUGGAAAAGCUUAAAAUUAUGAAGGAUUGAUUAUAGAUAUUGAAGAAUUCUCAGAAUCACUUGCAUUAGAAAUGACAUAAAACUAGUAAGUUUAAAUUAUUUAUAGACCAAAAGGUAAAUUAAAAAUGAAAAUUUAAUAAAAUUAAGGAUUGACAACCGAAAAUUGGGAAGAUUAAUAUUUUGAUAAUUUCUUAGGAGAUUAAGAAUAUAAUAAAAUAUUAAAAAGUUGCAUUUUGUUAACAGCAAAGGGAAAUUCCUAUUCCUUUUUGCAUAAAUCAAUUUAAGAAUUUUAUGUUGGAAGAUAUGUAUUGAGAUUUUUAACAAAGAUUUUUAAAUUAGAUAUAAAUAAUGAUUAAAAAUUGAUUAAAGAAAGCCUUAUGAAUUAAUAAACUUUUAAUUUAUCUCAACCUUAAUAUUAAGGAAUGAUUAAGUUAAUAAAGAAUAAUCUUACAUUUGAAAAUAACUAAUUAUCAAAUAUUGUAAGCAUAAUUUAAUUGACAAAAAAAAGUUCUGAAUACAUAUGCAUAUGUUCAAACUUGUUUUUUAUUUUAAGUCUUUGUGGAACUGUUUUAGAGAAUGAAUAAUUAAGUAAUAUAACACUUGCUAAAACAAAUUUAUAAGGUAUUACUUUCUAUUAAUGCAAUCUAUCUGAAUCAAAAUUUUAUAAUGUUAAUAUAGAUUGCUGUAAUUUCAAUAAUUCAUAGUUAAAUGGUGUUGAAUGGAUAAAUAUAAAUUGUUAGGAAAAACCAGCUUUAAUAGUACCUGAAAAAUAAAUAACUGCAUUAUAAUAUUCAAAUUCUUAACAAAUACUUGUAUCAGGAACUAAUGAUGGUUAAGUAAUAUUUUGGAACUUAGAGGAAUAUAAGAUUAUAAUGAAUAAAUAAGUUAAUAUUGGAGAAAUAGACUAGUUAAAAUUUUAUGAUAAUUAUUCACUAUUAUUAUGUUCAUAGAUUGAUUUGAUAACUCUAUGGAAUAUUAAGGACCUGAAGAACAUAACUUUAAUAACAUCACUAAAACCGGAAGAAAGACAAUUAUAAUAUGAUGUAUCUCUAACACCUGACUUUUAGUUUAUUCUUUAUGUUGGAAUGAUUAAGCAGGAUGAUAGAAAAUAAUAUUGUGUUUAUGUAUGGGAUAUAUAUAAUUAGUAUCAAAAAGAAAUAGAAAAAGAUGAAUACAAUUUAAACUUUGAAAUUGAAAUAGCAGAAUUUUCAGAUGAUGAAAAAAUGCUAGCUGUUGGAGGAUUUGAAAAAUUUAUUUUGUUUAAAAUUGAUGAGUAGGAUAAAUUAAAAGAAGUUUGUUCAAAAUAAUUAAAAGAUUUAAAAGUUCAAUACAUUUAAUUUUAAAAAUAGGAAAAUGAAAUAGCUAUAGGAGAAAUAAAUGGAGAUUUGUUUUUAUUUCGAUUAAUUGAAGAAACAUAAUUGCAACUAUACAAAUAAAUAAAAAUAUAUCAGGAUAGAGGGACUAGAAAACUUUCAAAAGAUUCUAAUUAUUUAAUAUUAUAAAUAGGGUAGUAUGAUUGUGAGGUUUAUAAAUUAUCAAAUAUAGUGAAAGAUAAUUUAUUGCCAGAAAAAAAAAUAUUAGAAACUAAAAUAAAAGAAAUAAUUCAUAUUUGUUUUUGUCUUAUAAAAUAGUAUUUUUAUAUUGCUUAAGAAAAUAAAAUAUCCAUCAAGAAAUUAUUAAAUAUGAAUUUAUUAGAAGAUAUUACUGAGCUCAAAUAGGAUGAAGUAAUUACACAUAUUUUAAUAUCUCCUAAUGGUUAACUUUUAGUAAUAGGUCAUAUAAAUAAUGAAAUUUCUUUAUGGGAAACUUAGUCAUUUUAAAAAAUAAAUACCAUAAUAGUAGCUAAAAGUGCAAAAUUUCAAAGUUUUUCAUUAAAUAAUUAAAACUUGUGCUUAAUUUUCUAAAAUACAUCUAAAAAGAAUUUUUUAAAUACAUCUGUUUGGGAUGUUUCUGACCCAGGUAAUAUUAUUUUAUUAAAUACUUUUGAUAAUAUUCAAAUUAACUUAUCACCAUUUGAAAAAAAAAAUCAUUAAGUAAUGUAUAGUCACUGGAUUCAUUAAUAUAUGAAAAUUUUGAAAAUAAUUUUUAAUUGGAAUGAGAUUAAAAAUAUAAAUAGAAACUAUCUGUCAGAAACAUUAUAUUUUGGAUAUAUAAAUGAAUCUAUUUCUUAUUAGAUUGAUUCAGAGUAAGUUAAAUUGGUAAAGAUUGAUAAUAGUGGUGACCCAAAUGAUAUACAAAAAAUAUAGUGUUAAGCUAAAAAAAUUUUUUGUUCUGAAGUUUUGAUGAUUAUUCAAGAAGUCACUAAUUUAUUAUUUUUUGAUAUCAAAGAUAUUUUACAUGAAAGUCAUGCAUUUUUAAUCUACAAGGAAUACUCUAUUUGCGAUUUAAUUCAAAUUUUUUGUCUUGAUACAGAAAAGUUAAUAUUUGCAUUUUGUUAUUGUAAUGGAACAAUUGAAAUUAAGGAUUAUUCAUUUAUAUCUUAACAAUUUUAAACCAAUAAGUACUUUGAUUGUAGUUCUUUAAUUAUAAAUAAUACUUAAUUAAUUGCUGGCAAAAACAAUAUAUUAUGUUAUGAUUUGAAGACCUUUUCUAAAAUUAAUACUAUAAAUAGUUAUAGUUAUGAUUUAAAUUUACGAUAAUCACAAGAUAAUUCUAUUUUAGUAGCCUAUUGUAAUAAAGAUUUUUGGAUAAUUAAGUUUAAUGAUAAAAAUGAUGCAACUCACCAGAUGCAUUCAUUAAAGUAUUUGAGUGGUAAAAUUCAAAAUCUGAUUUUUAUAGAUAAUAAUCACUUUGUUACAAUAUUAAAUAAUAUUGAUAUUUAUAUUUGGGAAAUUGGUGAAUAACUAUAAAUUAAGCUGGAGAAAUAGUUUGUUUUUAAUCAAAAAUUUAAUAUACUUAAUUCUAAAAAUAUGGUCUCAACCUAAAAUAUUAAAUUAUCCUUUAUAAAAUAUAAAAAUUAAAAAGGUUUUUUGAAAAAUGUUUUGAAUGAUUUCAGUAAUACAAAAUUUCACAUUUUUGAUUUAAGAAAUAAGGAGGAAACAGCUUUAUUUUCUGGAUAUUAUUUUACAUUUUAUAAAAAUAGGAUUCCAUACAAAUAAAUACAAUUGGAUUAAUUAGGCUACUAAAAUGUUAUUGAUAAUCAAGUGAAAUUAUUAUCAAAUAAUUAAACUUUAGUCUUUACAACCAAAAAUAAAAAUAUCGUUUUUUAUGACAUGAUAUCCAAUAGUAAAACAAUAGAAUUUAUAGGGGAAUCAUUCUGCUUAUCUUAAGAUGAAAAAUUAUUGAUUACAAGUUAAAAUAGAUAAAUUUUAUUGUAUGAUUUAUAAUCAAAAAGCCUUAUAGACAAAUUCGAAGGCCAUUAAUCAAAAAUUACAUCUCUUUCUAUUUCUUCUGAUAAUCAUACUUUAAUUUCAGCUUCGCAUAAUUAGGAGAUUAAAAUUUGGAAUUUAUAAUAUUAAAAGUAAAUCUAGGAAUCCAGUGUUCAUGAUAAAUUAAUCUAAAAAGUAAAAUUUUCUUAAGAUGGUGGUAUUUUAUUCUCUAAUAGUGAUGAUGGUACUUUAAAUAUUUGGAAUAUAGAAUAGAAUAGGUUAGAAUCAUCUGAAAAAAGUCAUUUUAAUUUUGAUUAUAACUCAAAAGAAGAAUUAAUCGUAUCUUAAAAAGAUGAAACUAGCAAUUUCUACACUUUGUUUGAUUUACAUUUUAAAGAGCUCAAGCAGUAUUUAUGUUUUGCAAAAUGGGAUAGAUAUAAUACAAAAUUAUCAGUUUAAAUUAAUUAAUUUAUUCUAAUAUGGAAUCUAAACUCAUUGUAAGAAAAUCCUGAGAACAUUAUAAGAACCAAUAAUGAUCUAUAUAAUUUUACAGAAGAUAGCUCUUACAUUUUUUAAAUUAAUUAUGAUUAUGUUACCUUUUAUUCUAUUAAAAAUUAAGAGCAAUCGCAUAAAAUGACAACUAAUUUAUUGAAUUGGAGAGAGAUUUGUUAUGGAGUAAGAAUCGAUGAAUCCAUUAAGCUAUUAUGUUUUACUUCUGAGAAUAUGCUAAUUUUCAAGAAUUAAUUGAUUAUAGUGGAUUAUGGGUGUGGGUAACAAUUAAGAGCCAUUUUUUUUGAAAAUAUAUAAAAUUCUAAUAGUUUUAUGCCUUUUUAUGAAGGUCAGUGUUUCUGUAUUUUUAAUAGUCAGAAAAUUAUUUGUAUCGGAAAUUAAUCAUUUAUAUAAACAAAGAUUGAUAUCAUAGAUUAUAAUUUACAUAAGAAAUUGAAAUAAAUAAUAUUAGAUGAUAAUAAUCUCAUAAUUUAAAUGAUAACUUCAAAAAGAGAUGUUUAUUUGUCUUAUAUUUUUUAGAAGAGUAAUACAAUAGAAGUGAUAAAAUAUCCUUUAGAAAGAUGCUAGCUAUUUAAAAUUAAAGGAAAGUAGGAUUCUAUUAUUCUUCUUUUAGAGUUUUCAUGUCAAGAAGAAAUUUUGAUUUCAGGUCAUAGUGAUUAAACUAUUCAAAUUUGGAAUGUUGAGCUUUAGAUUUAAUUUUACUGUCUUGAUGGAUUGAAUUAAAGUAUUAGUUCACUUUCAAUAUCUCCAGAUGGAAGUAAGUUUGCAGUUGGCUUUGAUGAUGGCACAUUGACUCUCUUUAAGUUUUUCAAAUAACAAUAUUCUUUGCAAAAGCUGAAAAAUUAAAUUUUGAUAUAAAAAAAUUUUAAUAUUUAGAUAGAAAAUAACAAUACUUCAAGUUAAGAAGAUGUUAAGGAGACUGAUAUUGAUAUGGAUAUAGUUGGAGCAAUAUCUUAUAAAACAUUUUCUAAAUAACCUCUAAUUUAAGCCAAGAAUUGUAUAAUAAAUCCAGAUUCUUCUAUUGUAGAUAAUUAAGGCAAGUCUCUUAUAUAGUUAUUCAAAUAAAAAGGGGCAUUGAUGAAGAAUAGUAGAAACAAAUAAUGA